AUGGAGUCUAAUAGAGGCAUAGCCUUUGUUGAGUUCUUGGGCUCAGAAAUCGUGGAAUUUCAAACCGCGACCCGAUCCGAAUCCAUCAAGAUCCAUCGAAAGCUCCUCGAAUCGAAAUGCAACACCUCAGUCGCAGCCCUCAGACACGACUUCAAAGGCCGUGCUAUGCGAAUGACCUUUGCAGAGACACGCUACGAGACCGUGGCCCAGUUCGUCGAAUGGGCAUACCGCGGUGACUACAGUGAGGUAGUAACUCUGCCCGCGGAUUCGCCUGGAGAAACAAAAUCUGAGGACUCGUCUUCGUUGGAAGGAGGGGUUAAGAUGUCGGUGGAUGACUUUUCGAAAGCGAAAACCCCGUCACAAAUCACUCUGGCCAGUUCCCCGGACGGUUCACUGUCGCACACCUUGUUGUGUCACCUACACGUCUACAUUUUCAGUGACCUCAACAUGAUCCCAGAACUCAAGGACCUCGCGUUUGAACAGGUCACCGCCGUCCUCAAAUCGAUGGGCAAGCCACGUUCUAUGACCGAGCAACUUGCCGUCGUUGACUGCCUUGAGUUGACCUUUUCGAAAGUCCCUUUCCGUGAUAAGCUUCCUGGAUGGUUGGUCAGCAUGCCUCCCGGUGCAUGGUGGAGUUGCAUCUGCAGGGCAAAUUUCAUGAUCUACUGCGCAGACUGCCGGGGGUUGGGUCUCGUAUGA
This is a messenger RNA of Penicillium subrubescens, 699 nucleotides long. RefSeq lists its product as uncharacterized. Bases 1 to 699 code for a protein of 232 amino acids. Lineage: Eukaryota; Fungi; Ascomycota; Eurotiomycetes; Eurotiales; Aspergillaceae. The record is from RefSeq and is a predicted model, not a curated record. The transcript is spliced from 2 exons.